This is a messenger RNA of Acanthosepion pharaonis, 1143 nucleotides long. Lineage: Eukaryota; Metazoa; Mollusca; Cephalopoda; Sepiida; Sepiidae. The record is from the annotation of a GenBank genome assembly.
AUGGAAAAACGGAAAAAAAAACCCCACCCGACUCGCCCACGACGCAGCUGUGGCAAAGGCGAAUAUAUUUCUUUUCUUUUUCGGUUUCAUGCCAUCCCAAACUCAACGUUCACUCGUUUUUGCCUUGCCUCUCUUUCUCCUUCUCUCACUCUAUUAGUUGACUUUCUUCGCUUUCUUCCACGUUUAAAUUCAGAACAUUUUCAGUGUUCUAAAUCCCUAGCUUUCUUCUUCGUUAAAGAAUUACUUCUUGCUGACGGUAAAAACACAACACACUUAUCACCUCCUCUUUCUUUCUUUUUUUCUUUCUUUCUUUCUUUCUUUCUUUCUUUCUUUCUUUAUGUCUCUCUUUCUGUCCCCCUUUCUGUCUUCCUCUCAUUGUUUCUGUCUUUUUCACUUUCUAUAAUUCUUUCUGUCUUUCUUUCAAUCUUUAUUUAUUUAUUUCUUCCUUCCUUUUUUUCUUUUUUAUUUUCUUUUUGUCUUUCUUAUUUUCUUUCUUUCUUUUCUUUUGGAUUUCUCUUUCUUUCUUUCUUUCUUUCUUUCUUUCUUUCUUUCUUUCUUUCUUUCUUUCUUCCUGUUUGUCUGCAUUUCUUUCUUGUUCUCUUUCUGUCUUUCCUUUUUCUUUUUACUGCCUUUCUCACUUUCUUUUUAUCUGUCUUUCUUUCUUUCUUAUUAAUAUCAAAUAUAAAUAAUUCUUAUCUAUCUAUCUAUCUAUCUAUCUAUCUAUCUAGCUGUUCCAUUUAUCUAUCUAUCUAUCUAUCUAUCUAUCUAUCUAUGCAUGCUAUUGAAUUAUUCUAUCUGCCUAUCUGCUUAAUUCCAGUUACUAUCUAUCUAUCUAUCUGGAUUCCUAUCUGCGAAUAUUCAUUUUUGUUUGAUGUAUUUAUUAUGAGUCAUCUAUCUAUCUAUCUAUCUAUCUAUCUAAGUCUGCAGUCUAUCUGUCUUAGUCUGCUAUCUAUCUAUCUAUCUAUCUAUCUUAGUCUGCAGUCUAUCUAUCUAUCUAUCUAUCUAAUCUAUCUAUCUAUCUAUCUUAGUCUGCUAUCUAUCUAUCUAUCUAUCUAUCUUAGUCUGCAGUCUAUCUAUCUAUCUGUCUUAGUCUGCAUUCUAUCUAUCUAUCUAUCUAUCUAUCUAUCUAUCUAUCUAUCUUAG